This is a messenger RNA of Corylus avellana, 3127 nucleotides long. RefSeq names its product calmodulin-binding transcription activator 5. Gene Ontology annotation, biological process: regulation of transcription by RNA polymerase II. Gene Ontology annotation, cellular component: nucleus. Lineage: Eukaryota; Viridiplantae; Streptophyta; Magnoliopsida; Fagales; Betulaceae. Gene Ontology annotation, molecular function: double-stranded DNA binding; protein binding; transcription coregulator activity. The record is from RefSeq and is a predicted model, not a curated record.
UUAGAAAAACCGGAAUUAUUGUGAACUAUUGUUGAUGGUGUUGGAAAUGUAUUCGUUGAUGGUGUUGAUUUUCUGGCCUGGGACUUUGGUGGGUUUAAGGUACAGAAUUGAGAGUUUUUAAGUUCUGAGAAAAUAACUGUUUGGGAGGAGUUGAGCUUCUCAGAGGUUUAAUAAUGGUGCCCGGCCAACUCGUGGGCUCCGAGAUUCAUGGAUUCCAUACUUUGCAAGAUUUAGAUUUUGGGAAUAUUGUGAACCAAGCCGGAAGAAGAUGGCUCCGCCCUCAUGAAAUUCAUGCAAUACUCUGUAAUUACAAGCAUUUCAGCGUCAAUAGCAAUCCAGUGAACUUGCCCAAAAGUGGCACUAUUGUACUUUAUGACCGUAAGAUGCUUAGGAACUUCAGGAAGGAUGGUCAUAACUGGAAGAAGAAAAAGGGUGGGAAGAUCAAUGAAUCCCAUGAACGCUUAAAAGUUGGUAAUGAAGAAAGGAUCCAUGUAUACUAUGUGCAUGGCCAAGAUAACCCGACCUUUGCUCGCAGGUGUUACUGGCUUCUUGACAAGAACCUAGAACACAUAGUCCUUGUUCAUUAUCGCGAAGUACAGGAAGAAUCUGGCGCUAUUCAUGUAUAUUAUGCUGGCGACAAAGACUUUUUAGAGUCAACAGGGCCUGGUGACAAUUUAACAGUUCAGAAUCAUGAAUUGAGGCUUCAUGAGAUUAAUACACUGGAAUGGGAGGAGCUCAUACUGACAAAUGAUUCGAACAACUCAACUGCACCUAAAGAAGAUGAAGUUUCAAGCUUUGAUCAAUCAAAUCAAAUUGAGGGAAUGAUACAGGAUUCAGCUGAAGCUUUUUCUUUCAGUAACUUGAUGAAGCCAAUUUCCCGGAGCGAUAACAUUCAUUCAAGUUUCCCAGACAGCAUCAAUGUCCAGGCAGUGAGGGGUCAAGUGAACACAAACAUACCCAGAAAUGAUUCUAUCACCAUAGGCACCAGUGACUCCUUGUACAUUAGGGUCAAUGAUGGUUUGCAAAGAGAGGACAGUUUUGGAAGCCUAGUAAACAUCAUGACUGAAUUGCCAUGUUCAAUGGAUGAUGCAACACUUGCUUCCGGUCAUGAAUCAUUUGUGCCUUUUGUGGUGGAUGAUCAUCAAUCUUCCACUCCAGAGCAUAUAUUUAGAAUAACGAAUGUCUCACUUGCAUCAGUGUCUUCUACCGAGAAAAUGGAGAUCCUAGUCACUGGCUUCUUUCACGAAGAGUAUCUGCAUCUUGCGAAGUGUAGUCUCUUUUGUGUCUGUGGUGAUGUCUGUGUUCGUGCAGAAACUGUUCAGGUUGGGGUGUAUCGCUGUUUGGUGUUACCACAUUCCCCUGGUUUAGUAAACCUUUUUAUGAGUUUUGAUGGUCUCAAAGCCAUCAGCCAAGUUUGGAAGUUUGAGUAUCAUACUCUUUUAUCGAGUGACCCAGUGGUUUCCUCAGAAGAGAAGUACAGGUGGGAAGAGUUACGAGCUCAGCAUCGGCUUGCUGAUCUGCUUUUCUCUACAUCUAAGAACCUUAAUAUUCUGUCUAAUAAAGUGUCACCAAAAGCCCUGGAGGAGGCCAAAAGGUUUGACCUUGAAACCACUAACAUAUCAAAUAGUUGGGCAUGUUUUAUCAAGUCAAUUGAAGACAACAAAACUCCGUUUCUACAAGCAAAAGAUAUUCUGCUUGAACUCACAUUGAAAAACAGACUGAAGGAGUGGCUGCUGGAAAGAGUUGUUUCAGGCUCUAAAACCAAUGAAUAUGAUGUCCAAGGUCAAGCUGUAAUACAUUUAUGUGCCAUUCUAGGAUAUACCUGGGCUGUUUAUUUAUUUUCAAGGUCCGGCAUAUCAUUGGAUUUUCGUGACAAAUGUGGAUGGACAGCUCUUCAUUGGGCAGCUUAUUGUGGGAGGGAAAAAAUGGUUGCAGUCCUUUUAUCUGCUGGUGCAAAGCCAAACUUCAUCACAGACCCUACAUCAGAACACCCUGGUGGAUGCACUGCUGCUGAUCUUGCAUCUUCAAAGGGGUAUGAUGGCUUAGCAGCUUAUCUUUCAGAAAAGGCCUUGGUAGAACAAUUCAAGGAUAUGAACGUAGCACGAAUUGUCAGCAGUUCCCUUGAAACCAGCUCAUAUGAUACAGCUAACUCUGAAAACCUCAGUGAAGAUCAGCUGUGCCUAAAAGAUACAUUGGCAGCUUGUCGGACAGUUGCUGAAGCUGCUGCACGUAUACAGGCUGCAUUCAGGGAGCACAUACAAAAACUACGGGCCAAAGAAGUUAGGUUUUCGAUUCCAGAGGCUGAACCGCGCAGUAUAGUUGCAGCAAUGAAGAUUCAACACGCCUUUCAAAACUAUGAGUCACGAAAAAGGAUAAAAGCCGCUGCCCGUAUUCAACAUAGGUUCCGAACUUGGAAAAUCCGCAAACAAUUCCUUAAUCUGCGUCAUCGUGCUAUCAAAAUUCAAGCUGCUUUCCGCCGCUUCCAAGUGCGGAAGCAGUACCUAAAAAUUCUAUGGUCAACUGGGAUUCUUGAGAAAGCAAUUCUGCGCUGGCGUUUGAAAAGAAGGGGUUUCCGUGGUCUUCGUGGUAAUCCUGUCGAAGCAGAUCCUGAUCAGAGGCAGGAAGGUGAUACAGUGGAGGACUUCUAUCGAGCUAGCCAAAAACAAGCUGAAGAGCAUAUUCAGAGAUCUGUUGAACAGGUUCAGGCUAUGAUCCUUUCAAAGACAGCACAACAAGAAUAUCGGAGGAUGAAGAUGACCCAUGAUCAAGCCAGGCUGGAAUAUGAAGGCCUUCGUGAACCUGAUAAUUGAUAUUGAUAUGAACUAGUGAAGUCCAGUUGUGCAGAUACAGGUUUCAAUAAGGUUCAGUUGUUCAGAUGCUAGGAAGUCCGGCAGUUGAUGCUGCAUGUAGCAUAUGAUAAAAAUCCAGUAAGAGUAAUUCUGUACUUUGUGCAUUUGGCUUAGUUGCUGUAAAUAAAACUACAGGAGCUUUAUAGUUUUUUAUUUUUUUAUUUUAUUUUAUAUAUAUAUAUAGCACCUAACCGAAAUCCGUACUUUGUGGCCUGUAAAUAUUUAAAUGCCUAGAUUAAGGUCAGUUUGGACUAAUCCUUUCAAAGUGUUUUAAGCUU